This is a messenger RNA of Candidula unifasciata, 2233 nucleotides long. The record is from the annotation of a GenBank genome assembly. NCBI's taxonomy places the organism in Eukaryota, Metazoa, Mollusca, Gastropoda, Stylommatophora, Geomitridae.
GAUUAUCUCCGGUAUCAGACGGAGUUCGGGAUUCAUGUUACCACCGUUUUCGUGAAUUUUCUGUGUUUUCUGCUUUCUUUUCCGUCGGACAACAGCUGGGUGACUGGAGGCGCCAGAUAUGAAGUGCUGGGAACGAAACAGUGCCCAGAAGUCUUUGCAUCCUAUCCGUCGAAACUGUUCUUCUUCUGGUUAACAAGACUGAUAAUCACUGGAUUUAAGAGGGAAAUUGGCGUCGAUGACCUGUGGGAUCUACACCCGCGAGAUCAGGGUUGCCGCGUCAAUUCCAUAUUUGAGAAAUACUGGGAUCGGGAGAAAAGGAAUGUGGACAAAUUCAACAGUGUUGGCUUCUACACAAGAUCGAACAGCAGACAUGCCAGGUCGGCCUGGGAGAGGAGGAAGGACAGUGCAUAUUACGACGGUGUGCAUGAGCGGUCAUCUCUACUGAUUGCCGAGGAUAUCAAAAUUGGCGUUUGCGAGAGCCCGGGAUCAGAGAAACAGGAGAGCAUUGCCAGCGUGAUGAUGCCCUUGAUCAAACUGUCAUGGCGGAACGCCCUAACAUCUUUUGUGCAGAAAUUCUUUUCUGAUGUUUUUAUAUUUAUGGGACCACUCAUUCUCGGCGCCCUGAUCGAAAAGCUCCAGUAUCCAGACAAAGAGAAAGAAUGGCAAGCCUACGUACUGAGCCUUGGUCUGAUGGUAACGGGUCUCCUAAGGUCGAUGCUGUUCACCCACAGUAUGAACAGAAGUGCUAUCAUGGCCAUGCACAUGAAGACAGCGCUCGUUGGUGCCAUCUACAAGAAGGCACUGACCAUAUCAAGUUAUGCCAAGAGAGGUUCCACAGUUGGGGAAAUUGUCAACCUUAUGUCUGUAGACUGUCAGCGGUUACAGGAAAUAGGCACACUGUUCAUAUUUUUGUUGUCCACGCCAGUUCAGUGUAUCUUUGCUGUUAUACUGCUGUAUAACAGUAUAGGGAUCUCAGUGCUUACUGGUUUGGCCCUGAUGUUGCUAUUGGUUCCCUUCAACGCGUGGAUCGCCAAUCAGCAGAAACGUUUUCAGGAGGAGAACCUCAUGUACAAAGAUUCUAGGAUCAAGAUGGUCAAUGAGAUACUGAAUGGCAUGAAGGUACUGAAACUGUAUGCCUGGGAGGAUGAGUUCAAGAGAAAAGUUGAGGUGAUCCGUGAAGCCGAGGUGAAACAGCUGAGGCUGAUUGCCUUACUGUAUAUACUUGCUGGUGUCUUGUGGGGCAUGGCGCCUUUUCUGGUUGGUCUCUUCACAUUUGCGACCUACCUCUUGAGUGACAGAACCAAUGUUCUGGACCCACAGAAAGCCUUCGUGUGUCUCGCCUUAUUUAACUUGCUGAAAGUGCCCCUGUAUUACAUUUCCACGCUACUUACAUACACAGUGCAGAUCAAUGUCUCGAUCCAGCGGCUGGACAACUUUCUCACGAAAGAGGAUCUGGACCCGACAAACACUGUAUGGGACGUCAAUGCAGAACAUGGGGUCUGUAUUACAAACGGGACAUUUACUUGGGACCCGGAGCUGAAGCCAACACUUAGAAACAUCAACUUGACGGUUGCAGUGGGACAGCUCACAGCCAUUGUCGGCCCUGUGGGGUCGGGAAAAUCCUCGAUGAUCGCAGCCAUUCUCGGGGACAUGGAGAAAGUUCAAGGCCAAGUGAUAGUCAAAGGCACAGUAGCUUAUGUCUCCCAGCAAGCCUGGAUACAGAACGCCACUGUCAGAGAUAAUAUUCUGUUCGGGAAGCCGUUCAACAGACGCCGCUACGCCCAGGUCAUCAAAGCGUGUGAGCUGGAGAGAGAUCUCACCAUUUUGGAAGCAGGCGACCAGACAGAGAUUGGAGAAAAGGGCAUCAACUUGAGUGGUGGACAGAAGCAGCGGGUCAGCCUAGCUAGAGCCGUCUACAGUGACGCUGACGUCUUCCUGUUCGAUGAUCCACUCAGUGCCGUCGAUGCUCACGUAGGAAAAGCUAUUUUCAAGAAUGUUGUAGGCAGGAAUGGUAUCCUCGCCAAAAAGACCCGUGUUUUUGUAACACAUGGCGUCCACUGGCUUCCCCAAGUCGACGAUAUUGUAGUUCUCUACAACGGCGCCAUCUCUGAGCAUGGUUCGUAUUCAGAACUCCUAUCACAUAACGGAUCGUUUGCCCAGUUCCUGCAGGUCUAUCUCACGAUGCCUAGCCACGUCGGUGACGAGGACAGCAGCAGCGAGGACGAUCCUGAGA